CCAGUUGAUACAUUCUAAAUUUCAAUGAUAAUCUUAUGUUAUUUAGUUCAAAUAAGUGUUACGAACAACACGUGUGGUUAAACUGUUAAUUUAUUUAUUUAUUAAAAAUUUAAUUAAUUAAAAAAUGUUGAAAAGUAUUGCCAUGUUUUUAAUGGCGCUAACUGCCGUCGUCAGUCAACAUCCCAAAGACUUUGAAUCCUACCACAUCUUGCAUCUACCUCAUGACCCGCCGCUUUAUCCAGUGUUCGAGAAGGCGCCACCGACGCGCUUUACUUGCCAAGGACGGAGCCGCGGCUAUUACGCUGACGUUGACAGCGGCUGUCAGGCUUUUCAUUUCUGCUGGCGUCAGCGUGUAGUCAGCACGGACUUAUGCACCAACGGGACACUGUUUAAUGAACAGUUUCAGGUUUGUGAUCAUUUCUACAACGUCCGCUGUGGUUCUCCCUACGAAGACUUGUGAUACACAUAACACGUGACACGUUCCUUGUUAAAUUAUGUUAAAUUAAAAUGAAAUAAUGUUCUCGAA
Messenger RNA from Vanessa tameamea, 526 nucleotides. Its product is annotated as U-scoloptoxin(01)-Er1a-like. Bases 125 to 460 code for a protein of 111 amino acids. The record is from RefSeq and is a predicted model, not a curated record. Gene Ontology annotation, molecular function: chitin binding. Lineage: Eukaryota; Metazoa; Arthropoda; Insecta; Lepidoptera; Nymphalidae. The transcript has 4 exons. Gene Ontology annotation, cellular component: extracellular region.